AGUCUCGUAAAUGCACAUUAUCACUGGAUCAGCUGCAAAAACCAGAGAUAAAGUAUCGUAGAGCCCCAAAACUGAACCAGCCUGAAGUCCCCUUAUUCUCUGUUCUUCACGAUAAGAUUCCAUAUUCCGUUACUAAAUUCCGAUCAAAUUGCCGGAAUAUUCGCACCCACCUCGCCGGAAUACGACCCGGUUAAUGGGUUCUCUCCAAAACCAGUGAGAGAACCACAAUGGGGGAAGAAGAGCAGAGCAGUAGUCAAGGCAAAGAAACAGACCAACCCUCCGCCGCCGGAGAAUCAAGUCUCCGGCAAGCCAUUCAGUCCAUCUCCUCCCUCAUAUCCCUCACCUACUCCAUCAAAAUCUUCGCCGGAAAAUGGAAAGCGAUUACAGCCAAGCUCGAAGAGCUCAACUCCGGCCUCGCCGCCGUCGAAAACUCCGACGGAGAUGAAAACCCAGUUCUCGCCGGCGUUCUGUCGAAGACGUUAGCUACCAUUAACGAGUGCCACGAUCUUGCUCGGCGCUGCGUCGAUCUUUCCUACUCCGGCAAGCUUCUGAUGCAGAGCGACCUGGACAAGCUCGCCGCGAAGCUCGAUCUCCACGCCGGAAGCCUCUCGGAAAUCUACAACGCAGGCGUGCUGACUCACCGCUUCGCCAUCGUGGUCUCGAGACCCGGGAACGGGGCUUGCAGAGACGACAUGAGGUUUUACGUGAGGGACUUGAUGACGAGAAUGAAGGUUGGUGACGCAGAGAUGAAGCGCCAAGCUUUGGAGAAUUUGUAUGAGUCGAUUGUGGAAGACGACAAGUAUGUAAAGGUGGUCGUGGAGCAGAGUGAGGUUGUGGGUUUGUUGAUUGGUUUUCUUGAUUCGAAUGAGGUGGGAAUCCAAGAUGGGUCGGCGAAGAUCGUGGCUUUGGUUGCUGGGUUUGGAUUGUGUAAGGGAGUUUUGAUCGGAGCCGGAGUUAUUGCGCCGUUGAUAAGGGUUUUGGAGAGUGGAAGUGAAAGUGGGAAAGAAGGAGCUGCGAGAAGUUUGCAGAGGUUAACUGAGAAUGGGGAUAAUGGGUGGUCUAUUUCAGCUCAUGGAGGAGUCACAGCUCUGCUUAAGUUAUGUGAAUGUGGGGAGAGCUCAGGCGGGUUGGUUGGUUCAGCUUGUGGGGUGCUUAAGAAUCUUGUGGGGGUGGAAGAGAUAAAGAGGUUCAUGGUUGAAGAAGGAGCUGUAGGGACUUUUAUUGGGCUUGUGAGGUCUAAAGAGGAAGGGUUGCAGAUAAAUGCAAUUGCGUUUCUGCAGAAUAUAGCUUCUGGGGAUGAAGGGAUUCGGAAUUUGGUGAUUAAGGAGGGUGGGAUUGGAGCAUUGCUUCGCGUUUCGGAGCCAAGAUCGGAUUGUUCGUGCAAAGUGAGGGAGAUUGCGUUGAGGGCAAUUGAGAAUUUGUGUUUUUGUUGCAGUAGGAGUGUUAGUGUUUUGAUCAAGUAUGGGUUUGUGGAUCAGCUUAUGUAUUUUUUGAGAAAUGGGGAGGUUUCGAGUCAGGAAUUGGCGUUGAAAGUGGCGAUUAGGCUUUGUGAAGCAUCAGAGGAAGCCAAGAAGGCAAUGGGGGAUGCAAAUUUCAUGACAGAGCUGGUUAAGUUUCUUGAUUCCAAGUCAUUUGAGGUUAGGGAAAUGGCGGCCGAGGCACUCUCCAGCAUGGUUUUGAACCCCAAAAAUCGAAAACGUUUCGUGCAGGAUGAUCGGAACAUACGCCUUCUCCUGCAGCGGUUUGAUCCAGACCAGCUAGGAAAUGCAGGUAACAAGAAGUUCUUGUUCUCCAUUUUAAUGUCAUUGACAAGUUGCAACAGUGGGAGAAGGAAAAUUGCCCAUUCUGGGUACUUGAAAAACAUUGAGAAACUUGCAGAAGCAGAAGUUUCUGAUGCCAAGAGACUUGUCAAGAAGUUAUCCACAAACAGAUUUCGAAGUAUGUUAAGUGGAAUCUGGCAUUCUUGAAUCCAUCAAUAAUGUGCUUGCAUUUUUGUUUAUAGAAAUUGUAUAUCUCCAUAAGGGUUUUCCAAGUUCUAACUUCGUCUGUGAAUCUCAAACUGGAAUCAAAAUCUACUUCCAUUUUUUAUUACAAUUCUGUGUCUUUCAA
Rosa chinensis is the source of this 2109-nucleotide messenger RNA. RefSeq lists its product as uncharacterized. Gene Ontology annotation, molecular function: protein binding. The record is from RefSeq and is a predicted model, not a curated record. The coding region runs from base 228 to 1967 and encodes 579 amino acids. NCBI's taxonomy places the organism in Eukaryota, Viridiplantae, Streptophyta, Magnoliopsida, Rosales, Rosaceae. The transcript has a single exon.